Messenger RNA from Pocillopora verrucosa, 1671 nucleotides. Its product is annotated as follistatin-related protein 5-like. NCBI's taxonomy places the organism in Eukaryota, Metazoa, Cnidaria, Anthozoa, Scleractinia, Pocilloporidae. Gene Ontology annotation, molecular function: protein binding. The record is from RefSeq and is a predicted model, not a curated record.
CCUGAGGCAGCCAUCUUCAAUAUUCACCACUACGUUGACAGAUUCUCGUAUCAUAUCGAGCCAGUGCUUGUUGAAAAUGCUUUCAGCGAAGGUUUUUCUUCUUGUAUUUACUUUUUUUGCAACUGUUUGUUUUAGUGUAAAAGAAGCAUCAGUCUUGUCAAAUACACCCGAACAAUUGGUUUACGUAUUUGGAUCCGAGGGCGUCGACAUCAUAGACCCGAAGAGCAAAGAAGUGUUGCACAAGAUCACGGACGGUAUCUGCACUAAGUCAAACAAUCGUUUUUCCAAGAAAAAGUGUUCUUUUGGAGGAGUUAUUUCUGUUAAGGAUGAACUGAUUUUCUUCAGCGACAGUCCUGGGAAUCGAGUUCAUGUUAUUGAUGUGGAAAAACAAGAGGUUAAUGAAACAAUUGCAACCGGGGGAUAUCCUUAUGACUUGUACUACCUUCCCUGGCUAGAGGAGGUCUGGGUUCACGCUUGGACGAACUCUACGUUUGACGUCAUCAGUACAGCGGGAAGUCUGAAGAAGACACAUACCGCCAUUAAAGCGCAUGUGCAACCGGGCUGGACACAUGGUUACAUGUACGCCGACCAGCAAAUAGCGGAUGGAAACUUAGGCUACGUAACACAUAUGUUCAACCCAGGUAUUCAUCAACUCGACUUGUCAUCUAAGACAUACAAAGACUUCGUGAAUGUAUCAAACUAUGGCUGUAGAGGAACUUUUAACUUUGCGUACAGCCCGGUCAACAAGCACGGCUUUUUUGACUGCAUUGGAUCCAAGACACUCCUGGAGCUUGACAUAGCUACUGAUCAGGUUGUCCGAAGCUAUAAUUUCACAGGACGUCCCUACGCUUCUAAAUACGGCCGGUACAUUGUAACCCUUUACAAAUCCGUCAACGAAUCAAUCAACAUGCUCCUCACCAGUGAAGUGGUCAUUCUUGUCGUUUCUGGUAAGGACAGCGCUCCAAUUCAAAAACCCACUGUGAAAAUCCCCGGAGGUGUCAGUAGACUAGUGUUCGACCCCAAGAUUCUUUCUUUUGCUUACAUCAGCCUCGUGUACCUUGAUAAGAUUGCAGUGUUGGAUCUAGAUUCUCUUCGAGUGAGCUACAUUGAUGGGGUCGGGAGUGUGCUGACGGCACCUGGUAUGCAUUCUGUGAGCCGUUCUCUGGUCGUAGCAGGGCCUUGGAUGGUAACACCAGCUACAGCUAAUAAUUCCGUCGCCGUAAUCAACAUAGCCAACCGUGAGCUAGAGGGCAUGGUGCAAGGGGUCGUCCAAGGCUUGCGCAUGAUUGCCGUGCGUCAAAAAGUUCCUGGUCCUUUAAACGCUGCAGAGUUUAUUUAUUUUUCACCCCUUAAGCUGAUUAUUACCUUACUAUUUGCUUUACAAGUAACCGUUGGGUAAACCAACAAUUUUUCAUAACACCUUGGUAGUAUUAUGAAGGCCCGAUCGACCAAACGCACAUAACAUUUCAAUGCAACAUCUUGCAACAUUGUAGGAUCGUGUUAUUGGAUAUUGUGAAGGAACUGGCUAGCGCACGCAGCAUCUUGCAACAUCCAAAAAUGUUGCAACAAAAAUUAGACCAUUUUAAGCUUUAUCCAACACCAAAUUGCUCCAUGCUGCUACAGGGUGGCCGAACUCAUGCAACACAUUGCACAUAACAAAGUUGCAAAAUG